CAUGUCAUGCACUUAAUGUGACAAACCAACCUAAGUUUCUUCCUCCCUCUUUCCUUCUUAUUCACUACUUAACCUUAGCUCUCCUUUCUAUCUUCCUCUUCCUAUAGCUUCUUUUUGAUUGACCUUGUUUCUCUCUCUAUAUGUAUGGGUGUAAUAGAUAUCAUGGAUGCCAAGGGUACUAGUUCAUUAGGGAACCCUAACCCUAAUAUUCUCACUCCACAUCCUUCCAAGUCCUCGGUGGCCAUCCGUUUCCUCCGCGUCCUCUCGCUCGUCCGCCACACGGCCUCUUCGUCGCCCUCCUCCCGAGCUUGCAGGAUCCGACGUGCCGCUUGCUCCUGCAUGGCGUACUCGGCCGGCCCCCGCCGGGCUUGGAGUCGCGCCUUGCUCCGUAAACUCGUCCGCCGUCGGCGCAAGCCUCCCCGUCGUGACCUCCCCAGACCGGCGGCGAUAAUUCGAAGGCGCAGACCCGUCGGUGGAGAUCGGUUGGAGGUCGCGCUCCGGCGGGUGGUGCCGGGGGGAGCUGGCAUGGAGUACUGCAGGUUGCUUGAAGAGGCGGCUGACUACGUGAAGUGCCUGGUCAUGCAGGUAAGGCUCAUGCAGAGCAUUGUGGAUUUUGAGUCUCAUGUUCAUUCGGUCAAUAAGAGAUCAGAAAUCGACCCAGGAGAUCGAAAUUAGGGUUUUAAGCUUUGCUAGAAACAUGCAGGCAAUUAGGGUUCCAUGCAGUGAAUAUGAACGAGGAAGAACACGUUAACUUCCCUAGCUAUGUAAUUAAUUAUAUAUACAUGUAUGAAUGUUUUAGUUAUAUAUACAAGUAAUGUUAACUUAAAAUAUUAUGUGAAUUAAUUUAUUAGUUAUCAUAAGUAUGUUCUUGAGUGAUUUCUAAUUACAAGGAAAUGUUGAGGAUAAUUAAGUAGAAGAAUGAAUUGAAGCUAGACUUGUUAAUCAAUUGAUUUAUGAAAGUUUUGGUUGUUAAUUGAGGAUUAGGUGGGUAUAUAUGCAUGUGAAUUAACAGUUUUUAGUGACUUUAUUUGAGAAUUGUUUUUUUUUAAGCAUUGGUGAAUCUGAAUUUUAUUGGAAAGUAAAUUGGAAUUCCAAUUAAUUUAUU
Zingiber officinale is the source of this 1105-nucleotide messenger RNA. Its product is annotated as transcription factor IBH1-like. NCBI's taxonomy places the organism in Eukaryota, Viridiplantae, Streptophyta, Magnoliopsida, Zingiberales, Zingiberaceae. Bases 145 to 675 code for a protein of 176 amino acids. Gene Ontology annotation, biological process: regulation of DNA-templated transcription. The record is from RefSeq and is a predicted model, not a curated record. The transcript has a single exon.